AUGCCUGAGAAGAAGGGCUUUAUUCACUUCGGUGGGGGCUGUACGCGGGCGCGGGUGGAUCCACAGCGGCGGGUCGGCCUUGCCAACGCCGUGGCCAGUGGGCUUGAUUUAUCGCUCGUCGGUGUUAUCGGCGAGGGCGAGCUCACGGCAAUCCGCCGGCUUGCCGACGAGGAGGUGAUGAAGGAAAAAAUGGAAAUCGAAAGAGCUGCUCGGGAGGCCACUCGGCGGGCCGCGAGUUCGGCCAAAAGAGCUGGCUGGCCGGACACUCUUGAGGCCCGCCGCGCGAAUUUUUUAAAAGAGCAGGAGCGCAAAGCCGAUGAGGCAGCGGAGCGAAAAAGGGUCCUCGACGAGCUAUAUAUUCUCCAGAUGGAGGCCCAGCGGCAGGAAAGCAUCGCAAGGUUGGUAAUGAAGAACCGCAGUGAGGACCCCCGCGGGCGGAAUGUGAAAAGUAUGAAGAUGCUCCACGAGGCGAUGAAAGGGCGAGAGGAGCAGAUCGCAUUUAAAAAACUAGCCAACGACGAAGAGCGGGAUGCCUCUCGCAAGGAGGCCCUCGAACUUCAGCAAAAACUCUGGGGAGACGCUGCCGAGGCUACGCAUCUCAAGCUCGUCACGCGACAGCGAAACAUGGAGGAGAAGCUCGCGAAUAUGGAAAAGGUCGCUGAGCAAAUUACUCAGCGUCGGCAGCAGCGUAAGGACGAAAAGAACGAACGUCAGAAUAUCGAAAAGGAAGCCGCAGAGGAGCGCGAGGAAAAUGAGAUGGAAGAGGCGGUGAAGCUCGCGAAAAUGGAUGAAGUCAAUACAUUUAACGCGAAGCACGCGAAACCGUAUCUAACGCCGACCCUACGAUAUCGGCAACUUAUCGCAGAUAGAGAACAAAACGGAGGAGGAGGAGUAGAGUUGAUAAGCGAUAAACGGAAAAAUGAAACUUUGGCGCGAGAAAGGGCAAAACGAGAAGCGUUUGAAAAGCGAAAGGAAAUUGGCUUAACGAAAUACGCUGAAAUUAACGCGAAGCCUAACCCUACGCACCGCACUCAAGACGUCUUUGAGGAGAAAUUUCCGAGCUUUUUAAAUCAAAUGGAAUCCAACGAGGACACUAGACUCCGCGAGAAGAAAGAGGUCCGCCAGAAACUGCAAAAAGAAUCUGAGGAGGUCAAAGAAUUGAAUAAAAAUCUAGGUUCUCUAAAGAAGAUGCGUCAACAUCGUUUGAUGACUUCUGAACAUCCUAAGGCAGAGAUUACCCCAUAUGACUUUUUCAGUAAAGAAGAGGAAAAGGCGUAUUCCGCGGAAAGGCUGCGCCAAGCGGAGAAAUUUCGCAUGGAGGAGGCUGAGGAAAAAGCCGCCUUACAGGCCUCUGUCGAAGCUUUGAAGGCUGCUCAGAAACAACAGGCGGACGAACGAUCGCGAAAAGCACGUGAAGAAAAAGAAAUGGAGCGGUUAAACGUGAAGAGAGAGAUAGAGGAGAUGGCGGCGGAUGAUGCCAAAUAUAUAGAGUAUAUUCGCUCGCAAAUCCCGUCCAAUAUGCACCCCGCGCUCGUUGGAAAAGCUACUCGGAUGAAAUAA
Phytomonas sp. Hart1 is the source of this 1560-nucleotide messenger RNA. The record is from the annotation of a GenBank genome assembly. Lineage: Eukaryota; Euglenozoa; Kinetoplastea; Trypanosomatida; Trypanosomatidae.